ACGUUGACUCUAUUUUACUGCUUACGUUCCUCGCAGAUCGACAUUACGGAAAGGGCGAAGCAUUACUUCCGGUACUGGAGCGAGAGAGAUUCGGCCUGGCUUCUAUAACAAGACCUUAGUGCCCUUGGAUCAAAAACCCUGAGGAUAGCAAGGAACUCACCGAAGGCGACAGCCAAAUUUCAGAAAUAGUCAAACAGGAAGUUGACCCCGUCACCAACGAGACGAUCCAGGGUGGCCUGGAAGCGAUGAAGAUUGCUGAAUUGGCGAAUUACACCGAGGACGACAUUAGCGCUGCUCGUUGGAAAGAACUCCUGGUGCUUUACGGCCGUUCGAACUUCGAGCUGGACGACGUGGUGUACGCCAACCGGCGAGCCCUGGCAGUGUUGGGGCAUUUUGCGCGCUCGAACGAGAGCACAGCCAUGCGUCGCAUGCUGGCCUUCCACCUGGGCCUGCUCCUUUUGGACACGAAGGAGAGCGUGAUCAAGCUGAUGAAUGGACUGCGGCGCUUCGACCGCGCCGGUUUCACUGAGGCAAGUCGGCAGCGGGGCAGUUUUCAUUCGAGCAAACGCCAGUAG
Messenger RNA from Rhipicephalus sanguineus (brown dog tick), 575 nucleotides. RefSeq lists its product as uncharacterized. The record is from RefSeq and is a predicted model, not a curated record. Lineage: Eukaryota; Metazoa; Arthropoda; Arachnida; Ixodida; Ixodidae. Bases 246 to 575 code for a protein of 109 amino acids. The transcript has 3 exons.